AUGUCACUACCUGUAACUCAAGAGGCCGUCUUCAUAGGAGUAAACAAACAGAACUAUGUUUCCGACUACAAUCAGCAUCAUAAACUAAUUGCCUUUGGUGCAAGCAAUACAGUCGCUCUUUGGAAACCUUUGGACAAAACGCAUCAUGGAGUUUACUAUACUUUGAAAAAACAUACAAAGGAGGUAACUGGAGUAAAAUUCUUACCUAAUAGCGAAUUCUUGGUAUCUAUUGGAGAAGAUCAUGUUGUAAAUGUAUGGAAGAAAAGUAACGAUGUUUAUACUCACCAUCAAUCGCUCAGUGGUCAUGAACAUUCGGUGACCUGCAUUGCCGAAGUUAAUGAGCAUAUCUUUGUUACAGGUGGAGCUGACAAAAAGAUAAUCAUAUGGGUUAAUAACGGUGACGGGUUCGAAUUGGGUCACAAGUUUGAAGUCAAACACAACUUUUAUCCAUUGUCUUUGGCGAUUCAACAAAUUGACGAUGAUGGAAGUUACAUUCUAGCCAUAGGAGGAACCACCAACAAUAUUCACAUCUAUACGCUUCACUUUUCAAAUGGCCCUGUUUCAAGUGUCGACAAAAGUGCCGAAUUAACUGGUCACGAGGAUUGGGUCAAGACUUUGCAGUUUGUCACCAAAUCAAAGCACAAGGAUUACAUUUUAGCAAGUGGGUCACAGGAUAGAUAUGUAAGGCUAUGGAGGUUGAAGUUGAAUGACGCUAUUGACAACACUGACGAAGAUCCUUCGAAAUUGACAUUGCUCUCCAACAAGCAAUACAAAUUUGACUUUGGUGGCGGUAAAAGAGCAGCAUUCAGUUUUGAAGCAUUGAUAAUGGGACAUGAUGAUUGGAUCACUGGUAUUCAAUGGCAUCCUUCGUGUAAAUACAAUUCGGAAAAUAGUGAGUCCAAAUUGCAGUUGUUGACAUCCACUGCCGACACAGCACUAAUGAUUUGGGAGAUGGAUACUGAGUCAGGAAUAUGGGUGUGUACAAGUCGAUUGGGGGAAAUGUCUAUCAAAGGAGCAUCAACCGCCACAGGUGCCUCUGGCGGGUUUUGGUCAUGUUUGUGGUUUAUUGACGACAUUACAAAUGAAGAGUAUGUUCUUGCAACAGGCAAAACUGGUGCAAUAAGGGCAUACAAAUCAGCACCUGAUAACACCAAAUAUUUUGAGGAGACUAUAGGAGUUACGGGCGCUGUUGGUGCAAUUACGGAUUUGAGGUGGUCCAUUGGGGGUGAAUACUUUAUGGCUACUUCACUUGAUCAAACAACGAGACUUUACGCACCUUGGAAGAGAAACUCCGUCACUACUUGGCAUGAAAUAGCCCGACCACAGAUACAUGGAUACGAUAUGAUUUGUUGUGACAACAUAACAAAGACCAAGUUCGUCUCUGGAGGGGAUGAGAAGAUUUUACGAGUAUUUGAACUCACUGAGUCAAUAAGACAGCAUUUAAAGGCUUUAGGGGGAAUUGAAAUCAGCGAUGACAAUGAAAAACUUCCAGAGUUUGCCACUUUACCAGUAUUGGGGUUGUCAAAUAAAGCUGAUGCGCAAGUAGAGGAAGAAACAAAGAAUGACGACCUGGCUGAGGACAUUGUGCUUAAAGCGCAAGACCAAAUACAAGCACCUCCAACUGAAUCGUACUUGCAAAGAAACAGUCUUGCCACAGAAAUCGAAAAGCUUUAUGGUCAUGGGUACGAGGUGACUUGCUGCUCCACCUCACCUAAUGGGAAGCUUAUUGCCACAUCUUGUAAAUCAAACAAUGCGAAGCAUGCUGUGAUAAGAGUAUUCAUGGUGGACAACGAUUAUCAGCAAUCAAAGCAAGUGCUUGCGGGUCAUAACUUGACCAUUUCAAGUCUCAAAUUUUCUCCGGACAGCAGAUAUUUGUUGGCAGUAUCAAGAGAUAGACAAUUCUCCUUGUGGAAGCUUAUAGAUGAAGAAAAAGCAGAAUUCAACCUAGUUGAGCUUAAUGCAAAACCACAUUCAAGAAUCAUUUGGGAUUGUUCGUGGUUGCCAAAUGCCACUUCCUUUGUCACAGUGUCUCGUGAUAAGCAGAUGAAAUUGUGGGAUAUUCAAGAGGGUAAAGUAUCGCUCGUGAAUGCUUUGAAAUUGGGUGAAGCUAUCACAUCAGUCACAAUAUUUAAAGGCAAGCAAUCACUUAAUCUGAGUAUCAUUGCAUUAGGGUUUGAAAGUGGGAAAGUAUGCGUUUAUCGUACGGACAGUACUGGAUUCAAAGAGGCUGUGUCGUUUGAUGAAACGAUAACUCCGGCUGAUAGAAUAGAGAAGGUGAGUUUCAGUACUCAAAUCACAGAAAAUAAGUUGCUUUUGGGAGUGGGUAGUAAGGAUACCUCGGUCAGGGUAUAUUCUAUAGAAGAUAGCAUAUUUGGAUGA
Lodderomyces parapsilosis is the source of this 2379-nucleotide messenger RNA. RefSeq names its product Elongator subunit. Gene Ontology annotation, molecular function: protein binding. Gene Ontology annotation, biological process: tRNA wobble uridine modification. The transcript has a single exon. The record is from RefSeq and is a predicted model, not a curated record. Gene Ontology annotation, cellular component: elongator holoenzyme complex. The coding region runs from base 1 to 2379 and encodes 792 amino acids. Lineage: Eukaryota; Fungi; Ascomycota; Pichiomycetes; Serinales; Debaryomycetaceae.